AUGAAGAAGCUCCGUGGGGCCGAGGCCCCUCCCCAGAUCUCGACGGAAAACAAUCUCGGCCGCCCCUUCGGCGGAGCUAACGAGGCGGUGGCAGCGGCGGACCCCACGCACCACCGUGAAUACCGCCUCUCAUCGCCGCCGCAGCAGCCGUCGAGCUUCGGAGCUCAAAAUCCUGCAAAUAGCUCGCAGCCCCUUGCUAUUUUCAAUUCGUGCUCAGCCGAACCCUACAAAUUCACAGGUGAAAUAGUUCCGUUUUUCACAAGCACACAGUUGAUAGAGCUUGAGCGACAAGCUAUGAUCUACAAAUACAUGAUUUCCUCUUUGCCUGUGCCUUAUCAUCUCCUCUACCCUCCUAUUUCCUCAAUGUACAGUGUGGGGUAUAGCAGAAAUGGAGCUUCCAUGGAGCCCGGAAGAUGCAAAAGGACAGACGGCAAGAAAUGGCGGUGCUCGAGAGAUGUGGCGCCCCACCAGAAGUACUGUGAGCGUCACCUACACAGGAGCCGCCCCCGUUCAAGAAAGCCUGUGGAAUUGGAUAACAACAGUAGCAUCAUCAAUGGUGACGAGAGUCUAAAAAAACCUCGGCUCGAGAUGAAAUUCGAUACAAGUGGUGUCUCGACGGAGCCUUACAAUCGGGAUGUCGGCUUGAUAAUGGAAAACGAUGCAUAUCCGAACAAGGGAUCUUCUUCGGUUUAUAUCCCUAAUGACCUUUCCAAUCAAGACUAUAGUUCAAAUCAAGUGGAUCAUCAAAUGCCAACAUUUUCCGAUUUUCCUAUCGACUUAGUGAGUGCUUGGUCGAUUGAUAAUCUCAACGGCAACUCAAACAACAACUUGAACAACUACUCGUCCUUACCUGCUGACAGUGAAGAUUUUUCUCCUUGGCUCAAUUUAUCUAUGGGCCUGGCUGGCCGGCCCGCAUUGGAUCAAGAAAUCGGGGAUGCUGUUGAAUUUUGUGAUGAGAAUGUGAGGUGGCCGGGCCCUGUUUGUUAUUCUGACCCAUUUGGGCCUGGCGGGCCUCUUGCGGAGGCCUUAGGCCCGAACCCAACUUCGCCCCACGAUUCUGUAAGUGGGCUCGGGACUGCUGUUUCUUCUCCUUCUGGGGUUAUUCAGAGGACGUUGUUUUCGCAGUCUGAUGGUAGCGUUUGCAAUAGCCCGUUGGAAAUUGGGUUGCCGAAGAUAAAGUAG
Messenger RNA from Striga hermonthica, 1182 nucleotides. The record is from the annotation of a GenBank genome assembly. NCBI's taxonomy places the organism in Eukaryota, Viridiplantae, Streptophyta, Magnoliopsida, Lamiales, Orobanchaceae.